AGUGGUCGACCUGUUGUAUUUAUGGAAUGUGGUAUUCACGCUCGAGAGUGGAUCAGCCCUGCUGUUUGCUUGUAUUGGAUUGAUAGAGUAAACCAAUACAGCAAAAAUGAUGCCAAAGCAAGAGAACUGUUGGAUUCUUAUGAGUUUGUCGUGGUUCCUGUUUCUAAUCCAGAUGGUUAUGAAUAUUCCAGAGGGUCAAAUCGACUUUGGAGAAAAAAUAGACAGACAUUUACCCACUCGGGAUGUACUUCUUCAAUUGGUGUAGAUUUAAACAGAAACUUUGAUUCUGCAUGGAACACUGUUGGUACAGGUACCUGUAGAAGUGACACCUAUGCUGGAACGGAGGUUUUCUCUGAAAAUGAAGCUAAAGGAAUAAGAGAAAAAGUACAAUCCUAUAACGGAAUAUCAGCAUACGUAUCCCUUCACUCUUAUUCUCAGUACAUAUUAACACCAUACGCUUUUGGUAGUUCAGUACCUGGCAAUAUUAAUCACAUCAAAUCCGUUGCAAAUGGCGCUUCAAAUGCAUUAGCAUCUGUCCAUGGUAGGAACUUUCAGGUUGGAUCUGCAGGUGAACUUCUAAAUUAUAAUGCAGCAGGCGGGUCGUCUGACUGGGCUCAACUGAGAGGCGAGACUCCGUUUUCAGUGACCUAUGAACUGAGACCAUCAAGCAGUGAUUACCUUACAGGAUUCCAGCUUCCUGCUAAUCAAAUUAUCCCAAGUGGUGAAGAGAUGUGGGAAUCUUUAUAUGCCUUGAUUGUCAACCACUAA
Molecule: messenger RNA, 768 nt
Organism: Lottia gigantea (owl limpet)
Lineage: Eukaryota; Metazoa; Mollusca; Gastropoda; Lottiidae
Exons: 6
Biological process (GO): proteolysis
Molecular function (GO): metallocarboxypeptidase activity; zinc ion binding
Source: RefSeq, a predicted model, not a curated record